AUGAGUUCCAAGUUCAUCAUCGAUAGCAUGCUCCCGAAGUACCACCAGCAGUUCCAUCACCAGAACUUGUUCGCGGGUGCGGGAGCGUCGCCCAUCGAGGCGUCGUUGUCAUCGUCGCUGUCGUCGUCGCUGUCGACGUCGCUGUCGUCGUCGCUGUCCGGCGGGCUAGGCGCGGCAGCGCUGGGGGCUGGCUCGCCCGGGGCCGGGAGCCCGCAGCGCUCCUCUUCAUCGUCGUCGGCGUCGCCGGGAGCGCCGGCGAGGAUGUAUCCAUACGUGUCGCACCACCAGCAGUUCGGUGGCUCGGUGCCAUUUCCUACUGGCGGGGGUCUGUCAGCGGAUGACAAGAGUUGCCGAUAUCCGACUGCAGUGGGAGCGGAUCCGAUGGUGAACUACGCGCUGGGUCAGCACAACAGCGGGGCGGCGGUGUCGGCCGCGUCGGCUAGUAUGGCAGCGGCGGCUCAGUUCUACCACCAGGCCGCGGCCUCAGCGGCCUCGGCGGCCUCCGCGGCCUCGGUGGACGCCAUGGGCGCCGCUUGCGCUCAGCCCUCCGCCCAGCCCCUGCCCGACAUACCGCGCUACCCAUGGAUGUCGAUCACCGAUUGGAUGAGCCCCUUCGACCGCGUGGUCUGCGGACCAAAUGGCUGUCCACGGCGGAGGGGUCGACAAACGUACACGAGAUUCCAAACGCUAGAACUAGAAAAGGAAUUCCAUUUCAAUCACUAUCUAACGCGCAGGCGUAGGAUAGAAAUUGCACAUGCCCUUUGUCUCACAGAGAGGCAAAUAAAGAUAUGGUUCCAAAAUCGACGUAUGAAAUUAAAGAAGGAACUGCGUGCUGUUAAGGAAAUCAAUGAGCAAGCACGCAGGGAAAGAGAGGAACAAGAUAGAAUGAAGCAGCAACAGCAAGAGAAGCAGGCUAAGCUGGAGAGCCAACACCACGGCCACCACGUGACCCACCACCAUGAUCCCAUGAAAAUGCCCAUCGACAAAGGUUCCAGCGACAUUCUCAAAGUGAAUAAAGUGCCGACGUAA
Molecule: messenger RNA, 1029 nt
Organism: Melitaea cinxia (Glanville fritillary)
Lineage: Eukaryota; Metazoa; Arthropoda; Insecta; Lepidoptera; Nymphalidae
Gene: abd-A
Product: homeobox protein abdominal-A homolog
Exons: 3
Coding region: 1-1029 (342 amino acids)
Biological process (GO): negative regulation of transcription by RNA polymerase II; anterior/posterior pattern specification
Cellular component (GO): nucleus
Molecular function (GO): RNA polymerase II cis-regulatory region sequence-specific DNA binding; DNA-binding transcription factor activity, RNA polymerase II-specific
Source: RefSeq, a predicted model, not a curated record